CGGAACCACAAGGCGCUCCACCUAAAAGUGCCGCAGAUCCUGUGCGAGACCUGCCAGAGACCGUUCACAGACAAGCGAAUGCUGCGGAACCACAUUGAGUUUGUACACAAGAAAGUGAAGCCGUUCUUGUGUAACUACUGUGGCUAUUCGACGGCUUCCAAAUCUACGCUUAAGAUGCACAUGAGGCAGCACACAGGUGAAAAACCCUUUGCCUGCGAGGAAUGUUCCUACAGGACAGCUGACCACAACUCGUUACGGAGGCAUAAGAUGCAGCAUUCGGGCAUAAGGCCUUACCGCUGCCCUUACUGUGAUUAUGCCUCCAUCCAGUCCACAACGUUCAAGGUUCACCUCAAGGACAAGCACCCGGACCUUGCCCAGAGAAAUGGCAUUAUGUUUACCUGUGUGGUGUGCCCCUUCAAGACCAUAAAACGUGACAAUUAUCUGGCACACGUCGCCGAACACAGUAAAAACGACAACAAGAAGUUACGGCAGAGUGUAAGCUCAACCACUACCACCACCACAACUACAACCACCGCAACCACCACAACCACUGCAGCCAAAAAUACAUCCCCAGAUACUAUUGUAAGUGAUAUGAAUCCUCCUCCACCACAUGUAGUCAAUAUUGAUGUGAACAGUGGAACAGUAACUGUUGAGACUCCACAAGAAACAGAUUUUCUAACCAAUGUCAAUGUGUCGGGCGGACUCCAGUUACCCAUACCAGGCCAGGUGAUCAUGGCUGGAGAUCAGUAUUUUUAUGCAGCUCUGGAUUCUGCAGUUUUAUCUCAGGUACAAUCUAACGAAAGUGUACUGCAUCUGACUCCCUUGGUUCUAGCGGUUCCAGCGACCACAGAGACAUCAAGUUCUCCCUCACAACAAGGGUUGGUGUAUGUAGCCAGCACCAGUCAGGGAGAACAAUGAUUAUCUGCUUUAGUGAAAAGAAACAAAAAAAAAAUUCACCAGCCCAAAAAUGGAAGACUUGUAACGUCUCGUCUCAACUGCUUGCGGAAGAGGUCAGUUCCUCCCCGAAGAGCUUAUAGGCCUAGGAGACUACACCUUUCUUCGUUAGUUGGUAUUUCAUGGCGUAUCAUCGAGGUUGUACCCCCUCCCCGUUCCUCUUCCCUGUCAAAAAAAAAAGAAAAAGAAAAAAAAAAGUUGAUAUAUGACCAAUUUUUAUGAUUUUCUUAUUGUUUUUCUUUCCUACUGGAGAAGAGGCGGUUCCUUCGUUGUUGUUGUUGUUGCAGCAGGGUAUUCUGAGGUUUAUUUUCUAAGGGAGAGGGAGUAGAUUUUUUUUUUUCCCCCAGUGUAAAAGUUGAUAUAGAUUUCUCUUUGACUGUAGUUGUUAGAGGAUCAUUCCAGAUAUAUAUAUAUGUUGAAAUGGUUAGUUUUAGUUGAGAGUGAGGUUUGCAUUAUUAUUUAAUGACAGAGACAAAAUAGUAUGCCAAACCUAAUUUAUGUGGAAUAUGUGAAAAGAAGAAGGAAAAAAAAACAACAACAACAACAAUAUUCUGUGAUAAUAGUUGCAGUGUUAUGUGUUAGGAUAAUAUUUGGGAAAAUCUGAUGAAAUAGUAAUAUCCUUAGUUUUCAAAUUUCAUACCUGUCUUAGCUAUCAUUUGUCUGGAGUAUUCUUUAAACUUGUGUAUGGUAAUGUUUUGAAUAUAUUCCUGCUAUGGUUUCAUUUGCUGUUAUGAUGGUUGCCGUGUAACAGUUUGAAAAAGAAAAACGAAGACAAAAAUUUUAAGAACAGGCAAUUUAUAGUGAGGCAAUGCAGCAGCUGGAAUUAUGUAUUUAUUGUAUUAUUUAUUUAUGUAUAUACAGUAAACCCUCAUUUUGCCAUAUUUUUCAUAAAUAAAACAAAUUAAUAGAUAGCAUACUAUUAAGAUACAACUAUAACAGAUUAAUAGGUAUUGAGAACUACUCAGCGCAGAGCCAGGAAGAGUGAAUUGAGUGCAUAUGUUACUGUGCCGAGCUCAGCACUGGUGUUACCCUUCCAAAUCUCAUGUAUGUCUGAUAUUGGCUCUGACUGUGGCUAGUCUUGUAGGUUUUCUCUGUGUUUUAGGGCUUUUGUGCUUGUUUGCUAACCUAGGGCCAAAGUGUAGUGCUUGUGAUGCAAGGUUGCAAUCUUCCUAAGUGGCAGCAGAAAGUGAUGGCCCAAAUGGAUAAAGAAAAUGUGUAAUAGUGUCUACUGCUGCUUGUACAUUUAAUGUGAAGGAAUCAGCUGCAUGAAUUGUCAGCAAAGGAAAAAUGUGGGAUAUAUGAGGCAAUUCAAGCUAGUCUGCUUGCCACUGCAAAAGUGUUGAAUCAUGUGAAAGGAAAAUGCAAUCUUGGAAAAUUUGCUCUUGAAUAUCUAUUACCGUUUCCCAUCAAUUGCAGGGGUUCUGGAAUGUAACCACAAAGCAAAAUAUGGAUUUACUGUAUUGUUCUCAUAUUUAUAUAUUUAUUUAUCUUGCGCAUCUGUUAAUGGUUCUGCAUUGAGGUAUUUUGUUAUCUCUGGUAACAUGGCUGUGACUAAAAGCUUGUGUUAAGAUUGGGCACUGAGAACUAUGUAUUGUCCAAGUGUUGCUGGUAUGUGAUGUUAAUUUUCAGUUCCUUAGUGAAAAAAAAUAUUUUGUUAUAUGUUUUAUUCUGUCUAACUCUUUCUAUAUUCUUUGGAUGGUUCUGAGGAAAUGCAUCUGUUUUGUGUCAUCUUUAGUUCUUAUGAAACAAGAAUCACACAUUUUAAGUCUUUCAUAGAGGUACAAGGCACAUUUUUCUCUGCAUACUUUUUGAAAAAUUGUAAUCAUCUUGUAUGGAUAUAUAGUACUAAUGUUCUUUUUAUUCUUUACGUUUUGUCCUAGAAGUUUGAAUAUAUAAAAUAACAGGUAUAAUAAUGCUUGGGUUCUUGCUCAAGUCAGUCUAGAUGUGUGAGGCUUUAUAUGGAAAUCAAAUACCUUCUUUGUUGCUAGACAAUACUUGUGGUUAUGCAAAUACAUGAAAUAUGUGUAUAUUAAUGUAAUAGGAAUGCAUGUGUAAAUUCACUGAAGUAUAUACAUUGCUGUCAUUAGUGAAUGCAUAUGAUUAUAGACAAUAUAUAACACCGUGAGAUUGUUUAUUAGGUUUGGAAAAUAUUUCUCAAUUUUUGAACAGACCUAAAUUAAUAUCAAGUAAGAAUGAAUAAAAAAUUUACAACAUUAAGACCUGUGUAGAUGUUGUUUGUAAAAGAUCUGUAGAUUUUCAGUAUUUGGCAGUUUCUUGCCAGGUAGAAAUUUGCAUUAUCAUCGCUCCCAGAUAUGCGGAAUACUCGGUAUAUAUAUUUUGAUUACUCUUUUAGGGAUAGUAAUCAAACAUUAUUCUGAACUUGUUGUGAUAAAACCAUGGAAGUGUUGGUCUGUGAUAUCUGCAGAACUAUGGUUGUAUUAAUGGUAGAAUUCUGGCAGGUGUAAUAUAACUUUUUUAGAGAAUGGUUUACUUAACUGCUUGGACUCCACAGUAGAUUACGAGGAAUAUCCGGAAUAAGAGAGAUUUGAAGUGAGAUUAAUAUGUUAUUACAAGAAUGAAUGACUAGUGGAUAGAAGAAAGGAUGUGAACUUGUUAGAAUAACAAACUGAAGAAGCAGAAGUAGGAUUAUAUUUUAUAAGUUAAACUGGUAAGGUCACAAAAGCUUCAUAAGUGAAUGGGAUGCAUACAUUUUUAUGUAUUGGUCUUCAUUGCUGCACAUGCUUUGACACUUCAAUACAGAUACACCUAAAUGGAUACACAUACAAUAUGCAUAUUUACAAACAAAUGCAAGUGUUUGUACACACCCACAUUCACCCAUACACAGGCACAUGGACAUGCACACAUUCAUGUAUCUACGCCCGCACCCAAUACAUUCUUCUAUCCUCUCCCUCUGUAAUUUUCUUUGCAUCUCCUUCUCUUUCUUUCUUUCUUUCUUUCUUUCUUUCUUUCUUUCUUUCUUUCUUUCUUUCUUUCUUUCUUUCUUUCUUUCUUUCCUUCCUUCCUUCCUUCCUUCCUUCCUUCCUUCCUUCCUUCCUUCCUUCCUUCCUUCCUUCCUUCCUUCCUUCUUUCCUUCUUUCUUUCCUUCUUUCCUUCCUUCCUUCCUGCCUUCUUUUCUUUCUCCAUUUCCUCCUCUUCCUCUCCCUCUUCCUCUUCCUCUUCCUCUUCCUCUUCCUCUUCCUCUUCCUCUUCCUCUUCCUCUUCCUCUUCCUCUUCCUCCUCCUCCUCCUCCUCCUCCUCCUCCUCCUCCUCCUCCUCCUCCUCCUC
Molecule: messenger RNA, 4239 nt
Organism: Penaeus indicus
Lineage: Eukaryota; Metazoa; Arthropoda; Malacostraca; Decapoda; Penaeidae
Product: zinc finger protein 236-like
Exons: 8
Coding region: 79-918 (279 amino acids)
Biological process (GO): positive regulation of transcription by RNA polymerase II
Cellular component (GO): nucleus
Source: RefSeq, a predicted model, not a curated record